GUACAACCACGACGCCACAUUUUACGGCGUCUGGCUAUUACCAAGCACGCGUUUAUUAAACGUUGCUUAUUAAUUUUUGAAACCUCAACACAAAAAUGUCGUACAAAGGACCACAAAAAGUUCAAAAGGUGAUGGUACAGCCCAUCAACCUUAUAUUUCGGUACCUGCAAAAUCGUUCGCGCGUGCAAGUAUGGUUAUUCGAAAACAUCAACCUACGAAUCGAAGGUCACAUCGUUGGAUUCGACGAAUAUAUGAAUUUAGUACUGGACGAUGCUGAGGAAUAUAAUCUGAAGACGAAGGCCAGAAAACCACUUGGACGAAUUAUGUUGAAAGGCGACAAUAUAACAUUAAUACAAAAUACAAAUCCAGGGGCAAAUUAAAUUGUUCGUCUAUAACCUCAAGUUAUGACCCAGGACAAACAAGGCAUAUUACCUUAUAACUAGUGCAAUUACGCACACUAGAAGUGACUUAAAAGGGUUUAACAAAGAUGGAGUUAACAUUUUCCAAGUUGUACAAGUUGUGAUGCACCUCUCGGUAUAGUUAAGAACAAUGAUUAACCAAUAGUUGCAAGUUGUAACUGAAAAUACUAUCAGGUUAAAGUGACAGUAUUGUUUUCUAUUGGGAGACGUAUUUGUUAUUGUAAUCUUGUAGUAGAAUAAUUUUUCAAAUAUCUGAAUGAAAAACUAUGCACUAUAAGUCCCAUUUGUAUAGAUACCAUCAAACUGUAAGAUCUUGUAUCUCAGUUCAUUUCUAACAUUAAGAAUAAUUUCAGAUGUAAAUUUUAUACGAUUGAACAAUUGCUGUAACAGAUAUGAAUUAGAUAAAUAUUUAAUAAAUAUUUUUGAUUCUA
Messenger RNA from Bombus pyrosoma, 850 nucleotides. It is a transcript of the gene SmE, whose product is annotated as probable small nuclear ribonucleoprotein E. Gene Ontology annotation, molecular function: RNA binding. The transcript has a single exon. The record is from RefSeq and is a predicted model, not a curated record. NCBI's taxonomy places the organism in Eukaryota, Metazoa, Arthropoda, Insecta, Hymenoptera, Apidae. Gene Ontology annotation, biological process: spliceosomal snRNP assembly; mRNA splicing, via spliceosome. Bases 96 to 380 code for a protein of 94 amino acids. Gene Ontology annotation, cellular component: U4 snRNP; U1 snRNP; precatalytic spliceosome.